UGUAGAGUUUUGCAUUUGUGACUGAAUAAUAUUUUGUAUGAACAUGAGAUCUAUAAAACGACCAAUGAGCCAGAUGCGGAAAUUCGAAGCGAAGGAGGCUCUAUUCAGACAAAGGAAGCGAAUCCUGAAAUACUUGGUGCAUGGUUUCCUGAAGCAGGAGGGCUAUUUAGCCAGCGCGGAAGCCUUUCGUUCGGAGGCUGCACUUACCAAUGAAUACGAGCUAUGUGAUAAUAUGGAUCUAGAGAUUAUACUUCAGGACUUCUGUAGCUACUAUAUGAUGAGAUUCAACAAGCAGCCGCAGUUCUGCCGGCAGGUGGCGGAGCCCCGACCUUUACUACCAACGCGACCACCAACACGAGCCGCGCGGCCCCCACCACCAGAACCAGAAGUCAAUGAAGACCCUGACCUCCCGGCUACGUUCACCGUCACCAAGUUAUUCAAGGACAUACCACCAGAAGACUUAAAUUCAAUUUCAGCGAUAGAAAGAAAGCCUUUAUCAGGCUUUGUGGCCAAUAUGUCGCUUGAUAAGAAACAACUAGUUGAUAUGUUGUACCAGGACAUCAUAAGACCGUCAGGGGUGAGCUGGGAUGACGUCAAAGGAUUGGAAGAAGCUAAGAGAAUACUUAUAGAAUCUGUUGUUUAUCCUGUCAGACAUCCUGCUGUAUUCACUGGAUUGUUGGAACCAUGGCGCGGCGCGCUGCUGCACGGCCCGCCCGGCGCCGGCAAGACGCUGCUUGCACGCGCACUCGCCGCGGAAAGCCGGUGUACGUUCUUCAACGUCGCCUGUAGUACGCUUGUUAACAAGUGGAGAGGCGAGUCUGAGAAGAUAGUCCAGGUGUUAUUCGAGAUGGCGUUCUAUUACUCGCCGUCAAUAAUCUUCAUGGAUGAGGUGGAGACGUUAAUGUCGGAGCGGUCAGGCCCCGGCGAGCACGAGGCCAGCCGCCGGCUCAAGUCACAGUUGCUCACCGAACUGGACGGCGUCAGAGACCGAGACGGUCUAGUCUUCCUGCUCGCCAACUCUAAUAUGCCUUGGGAAAUCGACACAGCAAUGUUACGACGGUUAGAGAAAAGGAUUUACAUACCGUUACCGGACGAGAAGGCUCGCGCUGCACUUUUCGAGACAUAUCUGAACGUAAGGACUGUAGAGGUCUACCCGAAGGUCAACUUCCAGGAAUUAGCUGCUAAGACAGAAGGGUAUUCGGGGAGCGAGAUAAAGCUGGUCUGCAAGGAAGCCCUCAUGGCUAAUGUUAGGAAGAUGUUGCCUAAUAUGGUGGCGAGGAGUCAAUCGGGUCGCAAAGAACGUCUAGAUGUGUCAGAUAUAUUAGCAGCUAUAGACAAAACGAAGCCGGUGUCAAAAGACCUCGCCAAAAGGCACAUUGAAUGGCAAGAGAAGAUGGGAUGUUCCUGAUGUAAUAAGUAUGAUUUUAU
This is a messenger RNA of Papilio xuthus (Asian swallowtail), 1428 nucleotides long. RefSeq names its product katanin p60 ATPase-containing subunit A-like 2. The transcript is spliced from 8 exons. The record is from RefSeq and is a predicted model, not a curated record. Gene Ontology annotation, molecular function: ATP hydrolysis activity; ATP binding; protein binding. NCBI's taxonomy places the organism in Eukaryota, Metazoa, Arthropoda, Insecta, Lepidoptera, Papilionidae. Bases 38 to 1408 code for a protein of 456 amino acids.